Molecule: messenger RNA, 795 nt
Organism: Exserohilum turcica Et28A
Lineage: Eukaryota; Fungi; Ascomycota; Dothideomycetes; Pleosporales; Pleosporaceae
Exons: 4
Coding region: 1-795 (264 amino acids)
Molecular function (GO): oxidoreductase activity, acting on the CH-OH group of donors, NAD or NADP as acceptor
Source: RefSeq, a predicted model, not a curated record
AUGCGGCUUGAAUCCCGAGUCGCCAUCGUCACCGGCUCCUCCCAAGGCAUCGGCCGCGAAAUCUGCUACCAAUUCUUCAAAGAAGGCGCCCUACUCGUCUGCGCCGAUCUCAGACCCCUCGGCAGAAACGAGCAAGUCCCCACGCACGAAUGGAUCGCAAACCAAGGCGGAACCGCCAUCUUCGUCGAGGCGGACGUGACCAAAGCCGAAUGCUGGGAAGCGCUCGUCCGCAAGGCUGUCGAAGCCCACGGACGACUCGACAUCGUCGUCAACAACGCCGGCAUCUGCGCCGAAGCCAGCAACCCGCAGCCCAUCGACGCCUUCGACGAAGCCGUCUUCGAUACCGCCAUGGCCGUCAACGCGCGCGGCGUCUUCCUCGGCUGCAAGUACAGCGUGCGGCAGUUUAAACAGCAGGAGCCGCGCGCCGAUGGCAUGUGUGGAUGGAUUGUCAAUCUCGCUUCCAUGGUAUCCAGCAUUGGGAUGCAGGGACUUGCUGGGUACACGGCGUCCAAGGGUGCGGUGGCUGCCAUGACGCGUACCGUUGCGCUGGAUGUGGCGAAGCAGGGUAUUGUGGUGAAUUGCAUUGCUCCCGGAUUUUCCCAAACGGCCAUGCUCGACGACGCACUCGGCGGCGCGCUCUCUUCAGCCGCUGAAGCAGUCAAGGCAUCGAUUCCCCGCGGUAUCUUUGGCUAUCCGCGCGAUCACGCAAGGGCGGCUGUGUAUCUUGCUAGCGACGAUGCGCAGUGGAUCACGGGGCAGACGCUCAACGUAGACGGGGGUCUGACUGCGCAGUAG